CAAGCUUACAUGGCGGCCAUGGCGCUCGCCUCGUGUCCUUCGUCGCCAAUCGGGAUGACACGUUUCCUCCUCUGCUUCGCUCUGACCUUUUCGUCGUGGUUGAUUCUCUCCGAGUCAGCUGCCCUUUGCUCCACCGCCGCCGCAGGGAUCGGUUCCUCCCCCACUUCACUCAGCUGGCGUAUUCUAGCUCAGAGUAGCAGUAGUAACAGUAACGGAUUCAUGGACGGCGGUAAAGGUUCGGAACUCAGGGAAGCGUUCAAGGUGUUCGACGCCGGGUUCUUCAGUGAGGCCAAGGUGCUGAAAGUUGCUGAAGAAGCGGUGGAGUUUAACCUGCCGAUUGCAGAAUCUAACAGGAAGUCGGUUGCUUUGGAGAACGGCGGGCUGCAGAAUCCGUCUUGUUUGGUCUUUAACUCGGAGUGGGGCAGCAGCCAUGGUGGUGGAGCUGUUGGGAAGAAUGCCGUUGUCAAGAGAUUUAAGUACCCUUCCCUCUCCGGCGUCAAGAGGCCUGAAAAUGACGAGGAUGUUGCCUUUAUGGAGAUACUUGAACUAGGGGAGCUUCUUCGGACCAAGCAAGUUACAUCUCAUGAACUAACCACAAUUUUCCUGCAUCGAUUGAAGAGGUAUAAUGGAGCUCUUGAAUCUGUGAUCACAAUUACAGAAGACUUGGCUUAUGAGCAAGCCAAAAAAGCUGAUGAAUUGCUUGCCAAAGGAGAUUAUCUGGGACCUCUCCAUGGAAUACCUUACGGGUUGAAAGACAUUAUAGCAGUACCUGGAUACAAAACAACAUGGGGGUCAACAAGUUUCAAGAACCAAAUCCUUGACAUGGAAGCCACAGUCUACCAAAGGUUGAGGGCUGCAGGGGCAGUUCUAGUUGCUAAGCUCGUUUCAGGAUCCCUUGCCUACGAUGACAUCUGGUUUGGAGGUCGGACGAGAAAUCCUUGGAACAUUGAAGAGUUCUCCACUGGUUCAUCUGCCGGACCUGCUUCCAGCACCUCAGCUGGAAUGGUUCCCUUUGCAAUUGGUUCUGAAACAGCCGGAUCGAUCACGUAUCCUGCUGCCCGUUGUGGGGAUAAGCUUGGCCCUUUCUGCAGAAGCGCCCGUGAUUGUUCCAUUGUUCUUGAUGCCAUUCGUGGGAAAGAUUCUAACGAUAUCUCAUCCAGAGAUGUUCCUCUUCACGACCCGUUUUCAGUAGAUAUUACGAAACUCACUGUCGGGUAUCUGGAUGACGCAGAAAUGGAGGUUGUGGAUGUGCUCAAGUCAAAGGGCGUGAAAAUGGUUCCUUACAAACUUAACUACACAGUGGAUUCCGUCCAAGGGAUCCUAAACUUCACGAUGGACGUCGACAUGCUGGCCCACUUCGACAAGUGGCAGCGAGAUGGGCUAGACGACACUUAUGAAGCUCAGGAUCAAUGGCCCACUGAGCUCCGACGUGCUCGGGUAAUCCCAGCUGUGGAUUACCUCCAGGCUCAAAGAGCCAGAGGGAAGCUGAUCAGGGAAGUGAAAGAAGGCUUCACAGUAGAUGCAUUCAUCGGAAAUGUCACGGAUUGGGAGAAAGUAUGUUUGGGUAAUCUAGUUGGAUUGCCGGUCAUGGUUGUUCCUACUGGGUUCAAGAACAUCACCGAUCCGCCUCCAGCAGGUACCAGGAGAAGAAGCACCAUCACCACAGGGAUCUACGCUCCACCCGAUGGCGACCACAUUGCACUGGCGCUGGCAAUGGUGUACCAGUCGGUGACGGAUCACCAUAAGCAGCGACCGCCGAUUGAUAACCUCGGCCCUGAUGAUAUAAUUCCGGACCCAGCCAAGCAUAUCAUUCCUCCCAGGAUUCUGCGUCUAUGA
Molecule: messenger RNA, 1836 nt
Organism: Linum tenue
Lineage: Eukaryota; Viridiplantae; Streptophyta; Magnoliopsida; Malpighiales; Linaceae
Source: the annotation of a GenBank genome assembly